This is a messenger RNA of Ahaetulla prasina, 1079 nucleotides long. RefSeq names its product dehydrogenase/reductase SDR family member 13-like. Bases 147 to 815 code for a protein of 222 amino acids. Lineage: Eukaryota; Metazoa; Chordata; Lepidosauria; Squamata; Colubridae. The transcript has 4 exons. The record is from RefSeq and is a predicted model, not a curated record.
GUGGAAAUGCAGGGAUCGGGAAGGCCACAGCGGUGGAUCUGGCCCGGAGAGGCGCCCGUGUCAUUCUGGCAUGCCGUGACAAAGCGAGAGGAGAAUCGGCCGUGUACGACAUCAGACGGGAAAGUGGGAACUCGGAGGUGAUCCUGAUGAUCCUGGAUCUGGGCAGCCUGAACUCCGUGAGAGCUUUUGCGCAGACCUUCUUGGAAUCGGAGCCCCGUCUGGACAUCCUCAUCAACAACGCAGGGGUCUUCCAGGCUGGCCAAACGGCUGAUGGCUUUGACCAGGCCUUCCAGGUCAACCACUUGGGCCACUUCCUGCUGACCCACCUGCUCCUGGACCGGCUGAAGCGCUGCGCCCCGAGCCGGGUUAUAAUUCUGUCCUCAAGUGCACACAUGUUUGGGAAGAUUGACUUUCGGACCAUCCACAAGCCGGUGGAGGGAAUGUGGAAAGCUCUACGUUCGUACGGUAGCAGCAAACUAGCCAACAUUCUCCACGCGAGAGAGUUAGCCAAGCGGCUGGAAGGAACCGAUGUUGCCUGCUACGCGGUUCAUCCAGGAUCUGUUAGAACUGAACUUGGUCGCUCUUUUUUACGGUGGGUAUUUCGGGUGUUUGGGUUCAUGAAGCUGUUUAGACGAGAUUGUGAUGCUGGCGCUCAGACGACCAUCUACUGUGCCACUGAGGAGGGCAUCGAGAGGCUGACCGGGAGAUAUUUCGUGGACUGCCGGCCGAAGGUACCCUGGCCACAAGCCCAUGAUGACCAGCUGGCCAAGAAGCUCUGGGAAUUCAGUGAGAGGCUGCUGGGACUGACCACUUAAGACGGGAAGAGACAGAGACAGAGUUUGGGGUCACCGAAAGCUGGCAUCCUAUUAACCUGGAAGAUCAAACUGCAGGGAAUCUGGAAACUUCCGAGAGGUUGUGGUGUGGCUGAGACAACCGUUGAAUUUCCAAGAACUUAAAAAACUGGAAAGUGUUGUGGGGUUUGUCGUGGAGAGUUGCUAAGCAUUGGCCAUAAGAAUCUUUUAAAUAAAAAAAUAACUCUAUCAAGUUGUUGGUCUCUGUUUUCUCCACCAGUGCUGGAA